CUGAGCAUGGAAACUUGCUGUGGGAUAGGAAGCUCACGCUGCAAGCUUUCUGGCACAGGUUGUUGCUAAGAGACGUCCAUUCUGUAAUGCACCAACCUUCUUUUCUCUGCUUUAGCAAUCUGCAGGAUCAGAUUACAAGAUCACGCAUUUUACGGAUGAGAUGUUAGUGAUCCGGCGCAGAAGCUGGGAAAGUGAAACCAAACGAGAAAAGGAAAAGGAAAAGACUAUAGUGAGUGGCAGAGGAGACCUGGGCGAGAUCCCAAACUCGAUUUCUUCUUGGCAGCAAAGCAGUUGUAAAGUGCCUGAGCGGAUUAGAACCCUGUUCAGAACUGUGCAGAGUUGGAUUGAUCAUGGCUGUGAGAGCACUGAUGAACGCAAAUAACUUGUUCCUUUCCGCUAUGAACAAGUCCUUGCUUAUCAAAUUGUCUACACAGAUAGUAUUCAGAAGAGCAUCAUGUAGGUCUUUUUGCCUUAACCUAAAGAGGUCCAGUGAUGUAUCCUCAGACAAAGAAAACAACACUUUAGUCAACAGUCUGGAAGGUAUGGGUGUGGAUAUCAAAAUGGUGAGACAAAGACAGCCCGGUGUUCUGAGGAAGCAGAUUACAAAUGAAGAAGGCCUGAAACAUUUUUUGGAAGCCAAAGGAGCUAACGAAGAAACUGUUGCCGGUAUUAUCUCACGGUACCCACGUGCCAUUACACGCUCACACCAGUCUCUCAAAGAACGCUGGGAAAUUUGGCGAAGUAUUUUGACGAGUGAUCUGGAAAUUUUAACAAUCCUGAAACGUUCCCCGGAAUCCUUUUUCCGUUCUGGAAAUAAUGAAAACAUGCAGAAAAACAUUAUAUAUUUUUGUUCUCUUGGGCUAACACCCGAGGAUCUUUGCAAGUUGCUUACCAGAACUCCGAGAGUAUUUUCUAACACUGUGGAGCUCAAUAAGCAAAUGGUAGAGCUCUUGUGUGAAAUCUAUUCAUCUCUAGGAGGUGAGAAUCAAGAAGGCUUCAUUAAUCACUUGAUUUCAAAAAAUGUUUUCAUUUUUUUACGGAGCAGCAAGCAAGUGAAAGCUAAUGUUAAUUUUCUGCAGUCAUCUUUUAAUCUGGAUGAUAAAGAAUUACUGACAUUGCUUCAUGGUCAAGGAGGUGACGUUCUAGAUCUUUCUAAUGAAUACCUUAAAAAAACUUUUGUAAAUGUGAAAGAUAAACUGUUAUCUCAUGGGUGCACUGAAAAUGAAGCGACUAUGUUUGUGCUGAAGCACCUUCGCAUUCUGUACCUUUCUCCCCAGAACCUGAAUGAUAAAAUAGAUUUGCUCUUACAGGCAAAUAUUGACAUCCAUCAAAUAGUGAAAUGUCCUCUAGUUCUAGACAAAAGUGUCAGCACUAUAAGUCAUCGAAUUGAGGAGCUGGAGAAACUAGAUUAUAAUUUUACAAUCCAUGGAAUUGGAAUUCUUGCACUGAGUAAACAACGAUAUGAAUUUAGACUGGAAAAGUUACGUUGUACAUAAUGACUGGCUCACAAAAUGCACCUUUAGUAACAGAAAAGGACUCAAAUAUUUGGAAAGGAAGGACAAAUAACCCUUCCAAAUACUUUAAAAAAUCUUGGUACAUUUUUGGAAGUAAUUCAUUAUGGCUUGUCUAAAUAAAAAAUUAUACGUUUCCAAGCUUUGUUUAUUUAAAAGUGGAAUACAAAUAAAUUUCUAAACAUUGUUUCUUUAAAAGUGGUGUACACGUCCUUUCUCUGACUAGCUAGGUUUCUAUGUGUGGGAUUUUUCUGUGAUUUUUUUGCCAUCAAGUCACAGGUGUCUUAUGGUGACCCCUCUAGAAUUUCCAGGGCAAGAGAUGUUCCAGAGAACUCUAACCCUGGUUGGGAUUCCUUGGAGAUCUUCCAUCCAAAUAUUUGCCAGGAUCAAGGCUGAGAGUAUGUGACUGUCUAAGGUCACUCCAGCAUGGCAGGAGUGGGGUUUUGAACCUGGGUUUCCCAGGUCCCAGUCUGGCAACUUAACCACUACACCAUGCUGGCUUUCUAGGUAAACAUCAGUCAUAUCCUAAACAGAUCUUUCUAAACCUACUGAAGUCAGUGGGCUUAGGACAGUGUUCUUAUGAUUACGCCUGCAACGUGUUAACAGGCAGACUGUCAUAAUGCAAUCUAAAAAAAAAAUUACUUGAAUUUUUUUAACAUUAUGUAUUAUGUUUAGUCCUCACCUCAGUGGUCCAGGCUAGCCUGAUUUUGUCAGAUCUCAGAAGCUAAAUUGGGUUAGCCCUGGUUAGUACUUGGAUGGGAGACCACCAAGGAAUACCUGGUUCAUUAUGCAAAGGCAGGCAAUGGCAAAUAUCUACAAUUAAUAGCCUCCUUGUGCAAACAGAAGAAGUGGGACUAACAGUUGACAACAACCCCAUUAGUCCAUCCAACAGGCCUUUAAUGAAGAAUUCUUCCCUGGUCCUUGAAGCACAGAAAGAAAGUCCAGCAAAGAUGCAACACCCUACAGAAGUUUCCCACUCUGGGGAUAAAGACACGUUGACCACUGAGGAUUUAACGGUUGAUCCCCUCCUGCCUCUCCCCAGAAAAGACUCGAUUCAACACUCCAAGAGUCAUACCAGAGCAAACUCAGCUAUGAAUGGGAAGUUGAUAUAAGAUCCAACAAUUUUCUUCAAAGGGAUUCAGCCAUGGAAAGUAAUGGCAAAUCUUGGGCCCAGGAAUUGUCUGAAGUGAAUCGAUCUAAUCUCACAGUGCUGGGUACACGUCUGAGCCUGCCAUAAACUACGUCACCGAAUGGCGACCAAGAGAGUUGAACUCUUGAAACAGAAGAAAUUGACGCAGAAAAAGAUGUACUUACCUCAUGCAAGAACCUGCCACCAACAGAGCAGGAAGUAUUGAAAGAAUGGAAAUCAUUAGGACAAUUAAAAAGACACAGUGGAAAAGAGAUCUCUUCACAAAGAAAGUUAUUUAAUUAAAAUAAAAGUCCAAAAGUUGCAGCUUUACAUUCAACCCACUCAUAUCCCAGUAUUUUUUGUUAAGAACCUAUUUGCCUGAAUGCCAGAUUUUAAAUUGUUAGCUUUUAAAUGUUAGCUUAGAUGUUAAAGAAGACUUUAAAACAAAGGUGAUAUAUAGUGAUAAUUGCUCUCAAGUGAAAAAGACGCUAAUUGGCAACUAUAAAGGGCAAAGCCCUCUUGUGGUUAAGUUUUCCACAAGAUAAAAGGAUGGAAAUCUUAAGGGAAUAAUUCAUGUUACAAUUUAUUGCUACUAAUUACUUGUAGUCAUGAAGUGUGCACCAUGCUGUAAAAACAGUGAGGAAUAAUGCAUGUUGGCCUUUAAAUGGUAAAAAUAAUCCAUUGGGCUUACUAAGAUCCCCUUUGAUUGUAAAUUCUAAGCAAUUAUGUUACCUGUGGCUAAUUUGAACUCAUAUUCUUGUAGAAACUUGACUUUGUCUGAAAUCAGAUGCAUCAGAGAAAUCACAGAGCUAAUCUUGCAUACCCUCCUCCACUGGAGUCCUUAGAGAUGUUUCCAUGCUGCUAUGCCUCAGAAACAAACGCACUGAUUUCCUGCUUCUCAAAUAAACUGUUUGCUUAU
Messenger RNA from Sphaerodactylus townsendi, 3559 nucleotides. RefSeq names its product mitochondrial transcription termination factor 1 (gene MTERF1). Gene Ontology annotation, molecular function: double-stranded DNA binding. Gene Ontology annotation, cellular component: mitochondrial matrix. The transcript has 2 exons. Gene Ontology annotation, biological process: regulation of DNA-templated transcription; termination of mitochondrial transcription. The coding region runs from base 351 to 1496 and encodes 381 amino acids. Lineage: Eukaryota; Metazoa; Chordata; Lepidosauria; Squamata; Sphaerodactylidae. The record is from RefSeq and is a predicted model, not a curated record.